Notechis scutatus (mainland tiger snake) is the source of this 510-nucleotide messenger RNA. RefSeq names its product cholecystokinin (gene CCK). Lineage: Eukaryota; Metazoa; Chordata; Lepidosauria; Squamata; Elapidae. Gene Ontology annotation, molecular function: neuropeptide hormone activity. The record is from RefSeq and is a predicted model, not a curated record. Gene Ontology annotation, biological process: digestion. Gene Ontology annotation, cellular component: axon; extracellular region.
AUGUAUAGUGGGAUUUGCAUCUUCUUGUUCCUGGCUAUGUUGUCCCUGAACUCCUUGGGACAGCAAACAUCUGGAUCUCACCAUGCAAUGACAAAUCUCGAGCAGAGUUUGGUAGAAAAUCACCGACAUGCCCAUAUUCCAACCUCAGGGAAACCUGUCCAGUUGGUAGAUGGCAGCAUUGACCAAAAGGCCAACCUUGGAGCUCUGUUAGCCAAAUAUCUCCAGCAAGCCCGAAGAGGUUCUACUGGAAAGGUCUCCGUGAUGGGAUUACAGAAUUUUGACCCUACCCACAGGAUAAGGGACAGAGACUAUAUGGGCUGGAUGGAUUUUGGACGUCGCAGUGCUGAAGAAUAUGAAUAUUCCUCUUAAAGAUUGUGCAACUUUGCUUAAAUGAAAAUCAAGUCCUUGUACAGAAAUAUGAUUUUCUGUACAAAAAAAAUGUUGGCAUCCUUUACAAAUUGGUGUUUAAAAUAUAUGUAUUUGAUGUAAAUUUGUCUGUAAAACUAUACA